AUGGCUCCACUUCGAUCAACGGCGCUCUCGCGCGAUACAAAUGAGACUAGUAUUCAACUGGCUAUCAAUCUCGAUGGAGGGGAAUUCCCAGCAGAUACUGAUAAGAAGUUAUUCAGUGGUGAAGAGGGGCAUGCUUCCCAAGUCUCAAAAUCGCAACAUAUUGCUAUACAUACCGGAAUUGGGUUUUUGGAUCAUAUGUUGCAUGCUUUGGCAAAGCAUGCUGGUUGGAGUUUGGCGAUCAAUUGUAAAGGAGAUUUACACAUUGAUGAUCACCAUACCGCUGAAGAUGUAUGCAUUGCACUUGGUACAUCAUUUGCCAAAGCUCUUGGCUCUCCUGUAGGAAUCGCACGUUUCGGAUCCGCAUACUGUCCUCUCGAUGAAGCACUUUCGCGAGCUGUUGUCGAUAUUUCAAAUCGUCCGUUUAGUGUGAUAGAUUUGGGACUCAAGAGAGAGAAGAUUGGAGACUUGAGCUGUGAAAUGAUACCACAUUGUCUGCAAAGUUUCGCGCAGGGUGCAAGAAUCACUUUGCAUGUGGAUUGUUUGAGGGGUGAUAAUGAUCAUCAUAGGGCGGAGAGUGCCUUUAAAGCGUUGGCUGUGGCGGUUAGACAGGCUACUUCGAUAGUGAAAGGUAGAGAGGGUGAGGUUCCAAGUACGAAGGGUACUUUGAGUACUUGA
Messenger RNA from Sclerotinia sclerotiorum 1980 UF-70, 675 nucleotides. Its product is annotated as imidazoleglycerol-phosphate dehydratase. Bases 1 to 675 code for a protein of 224 amino acids. Gene Ontology annotation, biological process: L-histidine biosynthetic process. The transcript is spliced from 2 exons. Gene Ontology annotation, molecular function: imidazoleglycerol-phosphate dehydratase activity. The record is from RefSeq and is a predicted model, not a curated record. Lineage: Eukaryota; Fungi; Ascomycota; Leotiomycetes; Helotiales; Sclerotiniaceae.